Molecule: messenger RNA, 3011 nt
Organism: Oryzias latipes (Japanese medaka)
Lineage: Eukaryota; Metazoa; Chordata; Actinopteri; Beloniformes; Adrianichthyidae
Gene: rexo5
Product: RNA exonuclease 5
Cellular component (GO): nucleus
Molecular function (GO): exonuclease activity; RNA binding
Source: RefSeq, a predicted model, not a curated record
CAGCAGUGUGCCACUAAAGCUCUCUCACUUGGAAACCACGUUGGUUAGGGUUUAGCAGGGCCAGCAACAUCUGUGUACUUCUCAGCAGCCAUAAGCCUUUAAGACAUGGAAUCGUCUUCUUCACUUAUAUGCAACACAAAGAAAAGGAAGAUCCAAGCCCCCGCAGCUCAAGAGGAGACCAAAAAACCGAAGAUAGAGCCGGGGAGAGAUGAAGUGAUGCAGCCUGGACCGUUGUCUAGUUCACCUAGAGUUUCAGUGCGAUCUGACCACCUGCAGCAACCAAUCUCACUGACCGAGCUGGCUGAGCUCAUACAUUUCGCUGCUCUGGGUAGAUCAGCAGGCCUGCAACAGCCCAGUUGGUGCCGUCUCAGGCAUCACAGAAAGGUCAAGGGGGUAAAUAUUAUGAUCGUGGAGGGCCUGACGCAGAAUCUCUUUUAUAAGAAUUACCUCAUCAUGAAGCACCUCAGAAGUAGCUACUCCACAAGGAUGACUUUCACGUCACCGUCUAACAGUGUAGCAUCUGGAAUCUUUGCCAGUGAAGUACCUAAAGUCGGCUUCUUAUCUGCCCCCAAACCAGAUGAUAAGCUUAAAAAAGCUCUGAAACAUCAUCCAGUUGUGACCAAAUAUGGGACGGAGAAGAAAGGAUUAACGGCAUAUGUUCUAACCCCGGAGGAGAUGAUAAAAAACCAUUAUCCUGUUAAAGGGUUUGCGGGUUUCGAGGACUUUCUGUGCACGGAUGCAGUCGACUGUGUUUCUGACGGCAGUCCUCUAUUUGGACUUGACUGUGAAAUGUGUCUAACAGAAAAGGGCUACGAGCUGACACGUGUCUCUCUGGUGGACAGCUGUGGGAAGUGCAUCAUGGAUGACCUGGUGAAACCGCAGAACCGUGUCCUUAAUUAUCUCACCAAGUUCUCUGGCAUCACUGCAGCAAUGUUGCGUCCCAUCAAAACCACUCUGAAGGAGGUGCAACAUAAACUCAGGAAGCUGCUGCCGCCGGACGCCGUGCUGGUGGGCCAUUCCUUGAACAAUGACCUUGCGGCUCUGAAGCUCAUCCAUCCACAUGUGAUCGACACAUCGCUCCUGUACAAACGAGAACUCGGGCAGAAAUUUAAACUCAAGGUUCUGGCUGACGUGGUCCUAGAUCGGAAAAUUCAAACCGAAGAGAGGAAAGGCCACAAUCCCAUCGAGGACGCCGUGGCGGCCCUGGAGUUGGCUCAGUACUUCAUAGAAAGGGGACCUUGUCAGGUUGUUGAGCUCCAUCUAGGGGAUCUUUGGGGAUACAACCUGGAAGAAGAGCCCUCCGACUGCACUUCUGUCCCCACGCCAAGUUUCAGGUUUGCUGAUGUUCUGCAGACUCUGGGCCGCUCAGUAACCUUUUUAGGAAAGCGAGCUGACAUUAGUCUGGAUCUGUCCAAUCAGCAGUGGUACAUCUCUGACAAAGAAAUGCUGGCGUCUUUCAAAAGGCAGACCAAGAAGCCGUUCCUCGCUGUCCUCCAGUUUUCCUCGUUUUUGGACCACAUACAGAGAUGCUUCCCUGACCAGCAGCAGCAGCUGCACCGGAGUGUGCACAACCACCUCCGGGGUAUGUGUGUGCUGUUUGCUGGGCCGUUCCCUGCAGGUUUCUCCGAGAGGAACGUGAAGCGGCUGUUUGGCCGCUGUGGACCAGUUCGAAAAAUCCAGAUGCUGAACACCAGUGUCAGAGUCCAUGCAGAGGUUGAGUUUGAGCUGCUGGAAGGAGCUGUGCUAGCUUUAAAAACUUUAAAUGGACUGAGUGUAAAGGGCCAGCCCAUUAAGGUUCAGAGGCCGGUGUCUGAGUCCACCUUAGACCUGGAUGUGAAUCUUGAUGCGUUAGCGUGCGACGCUCUGAAUUCCAGUCUUCUCUAUGCUGUUGAAGGGAGGCACAGCAUGAACAUGUCUGCACAGGUCAAUGGACGCAGUUUAAAUGGCAAACGCUUAAGAGCAGAAAAUGGGUUUUCGGCUGCAAAGCUAAAUGGACAGUUGCCCCUUGAAAUGUCUGAAGAUACUGUCAGAGAUUCGUUUGGUCGCUUUGGUGCAGUGAAGAGAGUCACAGUGCCAGGAAAACCCGAAAAAUGUGCAAAACAUGCCUUCAUAAGAUUUGAAAGUCCAGAGGGCAAAAAUGCAGCUGUCAGCUCCUCCGAAGAUCUACAGCAAGACAACUACCUCAUUUGCCCAUCCCUGACUCCGCCCCACUUAGUCUCAUGGGUUGCCGCGACAACAUCGACAGAAGACACAGAUGAGAAACAGAAGAUGCUUAACAUUUGUUCUCAGGAAACACAAAACACAAAACCUGUGGAGCAGAAUCAAGGAACCGAUGUCAUAAUGAGAAAGCUGGACCGGCAGCUGGGAAAGGUCUACCGAUCCCUCCCAGAUGGUACUUUAUCUGUAGUGUUACUGCUUGGACCAAGCAGCAUGGAGGGGAAACUUCCUGGUUUGUGUCUACUGGAGGUUAAAUAAACGAAAACAAAAUCUUUUCUUUAGCCGUCUUGCAACCAAUUUGACUAAGGCGAAUAAAAGUUGUGAAACUGUGGCCUGCUGUAUAAAACUGCACAAGGAUUUUGUGUUUUUGUCUAGAUUUAUGAAGUUCUGCUCAUACAUAGUAUUAAUAUCCAUACUCAUUCAAAUGAUGAACGUUCAUAAAGACUUUACAGACUAUGGUAUAGAGAAGAAAUGGCUUUAAAGUUUUUAUUAGAUAAACUAAAUGGAAAAACAACAUGUGUUGGAGCCAAUAGGAAACUAGUACAUGGAAUAAAAAUGAGUAUAUUUGGGAGCCAAAGGUAGUUUUCUUGUACAUUAAGGUAUAAUUUGAUAUACCAUAUGAUGAGCAGUAAACGAGUUAAGACAGAAACAUUGCUUUCUUUAAUGGAUUUCCUCUUAAGAUAGUUUUUGAAUUGCAAUGGUAUUUUCAUACAAUGCCUUCCAAUAAGUGUUAUUUAUUAUGUCAACUGGAAUUUUGAACACAUUGAAAUUUUAAUAAACUGAGUAAACAGUGA